Molecule: messenger RNA, 1692 nt
Organism: Puma concolor (puma)
Lineage: Eukaryota; Metazoa; Chordata; Mammalia; Carnivora; Felidae
Gene: MCCC2
Product: methylcrotonyl-CoA carboxylase subunit 2
Biological process (GO): L-leucine catabolic process
Cellular component (GO): mitochondrion; methylcrotonoyl-CoA carboxylase complex
Molecular function (GO): methylcrotonoyl-CoA carboxylase activity
Source: RefSeq, a predicted model, not a curated record
AUGUGGGCUUCCCUGAGGUUAGCCCUGCGGCCGUGCGCCCGCGCCCUUGUACCCGGGCCGCGCGCUUAUCACGGGGACUCGGUGGCCACCCUGGGUACCCAGCCGGACUCGGGUUCUGCCAUCUACCAGGAAAACUAUGAACAGAUGAAAGUACUUGUAAAUCAGCUCCAUGAACGAGCACAGAAAAUAAGAUUAGGAGGCAGUGAGAAAGCCCGAGAACGCCACGUAUCAAGAGGAAAACUUUUAGCCAGAGAAAGAGUGGACAGUCUUAUAGAUCCAGGGUCUCCAUUUCUGGAAUUUUCCCAGUUUGCAGGUUACCAGUUAUACGCUAAUGAGGAGGUGCCUGCCGGUGGCAUUAUUACAGGCAUUGGGAGAGUAUCAGGAGUAGAAUGUAUAAUUGUUGCCAAUGAUGCCACCAUCAAAGGAGGGACCUACUAUCCCGUGACUGUGAAGAAGCAUUUGCGGGCACAAGAAAUUGCAAUGCAAAACAGGCUCCCCUGCAUCUACUUGGUUGAUUCAGGAGGCGCAAACUUACCUUGGCAAGCAGAAAUAUUUCCAGAUCGAGAUCACUUUGGCCGUAUAUUCUAUAAUCAGGCAAUUAUGUCUUCUCAAAAUAUUGCACAGAUAGCAGUGGUCAUGGGCUCCUGUACGGCAGGUGGUGCUUAUAUGCCUGCAAUGGCUGAUGAAAACAUCAUCGUACGCAAGCAGGGCACCAUUUUCUUGGGAGGACCCCCAUUGGUUAAAGCCGCGACUGGAGAAGAGGUCUCAGCUGAGGAUCUUGGAGGUGCCGAUCUGCACUGCAGAAAGUCUGGAGUAUCCGACUACUAUGCUUUGGAUGAUACUCAUGCCCUUCACAUAACUAGGAAGAUUGUGAGGAAUCUAAAUUAUCAGAAGAAAUUGGAUGUUUCCAUUGAGCCUUCUGAAGAUCCUUUGUUUCCUGCUGAUGAAUUGUAUGGAAUAGUUGGCACUAACCUUAAGAGGAACUUUGAUAUCCGAGAGGUCAUUGCUAGAAUCGUGGAUGGAAGCAGAUUCAAUGAGUUCAAAGCCUUAUAUGGAGACACAUUAGUUACAGGAUUUGCUAGAAUAUUUGGAUACCCUAUAGGUAUCAUUGGAAAUAACGGAGUUCUCUUUUCUGAAUCUGCAAAAAAGGGGGCUCACUUCAUCCAGUUAUGCUGCCAAAGGAGUAUUCCUCUGCUGUUCCUUCAAAACAUUACCGGAUUUAUGGUUGGUAGAGACUAUGAGGCGGAAGGAAUUGCCAAGGAUGGUGCCAAGAUGGUGGCUGCUGUAGCCUGUGCCAAUGUGCCUAAGAUAACUGUCAUCAUUGGGGGAUCUUAUGGGGCUGGAAACUAUGGGAUGUGUGGCAGAGCAUAUAGCCCAAGAUUCCUCUACCUGUGGCCAAACGCUCGUGUCUCAGUGAUGGGAGGAGAGCAGGCAGCCAAUGUGUUGGCCACAGUAGCAAAGGACCAAAGAGCACGUGAAGGGAAACAAUUCUCCAGUGCGGAUGAAGCAGCUUUAAAAGAGCCAAUCAUUAAGAAGUUUGAAGAGGAAGGAAACCCUUACUAUUCCAGUGCAAGGCUGUGGGAUGAUGGGAUUAUUGAUCCCGUGGACACCAGACUGGUCCUGGGUCUCAGUAUUAGUGCAGCCCUCAAUGCACCAAUCCAGAAGACUGACUUCAGCAUCUUGAGGAUGUAA